Molecule: messenger RNA, 1170 nt
Organism: Closterium sp. Naga37s-1
Lineage: Eukaryota; Viridiplantae; Streptophyta; Zygnematophyceae; Desmidiales; Closteriaceae
Source: the annotation of a GenBank genome assembly
AUGCCACCUGCCCCACAUCUCACCUGCCCCACAUCUCACCUGCCCCACAUCUCACCUGCCCCACAUCCCACCUACCCCACAUCUCACCUGCCCCACAUCUCACCUGCCCCACAUCUCACCUGCCCCACAUCUCACCUGCCCCACAUCUCACCUGCCCCACAUCUCACCUGCCCCACAUCUCACCUGCCCCACAUCUCACCUGCCCCACAUCUCACCUGCCCCACAUCUCACCUGCCCCACAUCUCACCUGCCCCACAUCUCACCUGCCCCACAUCCCACCUGCCCCACAUCUCACCUGCCCCACAUCUCACCUGCCCCACAUCUCACCUGCCCCACAUCUCACCUGCCCCACAUCUCACCUGCCCCACAUCUCACCUGCCCCACAUCUCACCUGCCCCACAUCUCACCUGCCCCAUGUCAGAGAGCAUGAGAUCACCGUCCACUGCCCGCUCUGCUGCCACGUCUGCACGCGCAUUGGCCAUGGACGCAUGGGUUUUGGGCCAGGGCAUGGAGGACGAUAUGCCCACACCCAGCUUUAGGGCUUUAUCCCCCCUUUUUCCUCCCCCCCCUUCUCCUUCAACCCCGAUUCCUUCCCCCAUCCCCCCACUCCCCCCGACAUGGCGGGCGAGAUGUCCAGCCCCACCCAGUGGUGCCCUGCCUCAGAUAACGCCUCCCCGCUCAGCCCCGAGCCGCAACCUGGGGGGGCGGGGAAGCGAGCAGGGGAUGGGGGAAAGCGAGCAGGGGAUGGGGGAAAGCGAGCAGGGGAUGGGGGAAAGCGAGCAGGGGAUGGGGGAAAGCGAGCAGGGGAUGGGGGAAAGCGAGCAGGGGAUGGGGGAAAGUGAGCAGGGGAUGGGGGAAAGCGAGCAGGGGAUGGGGGAAAGCGAGCAGGGGAUGGGGGAAAGCGAGCAGGGGAUGGGGGAAAGUGAGCAGGGGAUGGGGGAAAGAGAGCAGGGGAUGGGGGGAAAGCGAGCAGGGGAUGGGGGAAAGAGCGGCGGAGUGGUGGAAAACCCCAACGUUCAAACGCUUUCCCCACCCUCUCCAACCCCCCCACCCCCCUCCCCCCUUCUUCCCCCCACCCCCUUCCCCCCCUCUUCGGCGCACCAAUGUCCAGCAGGAGCCGCGGAGUGCCGUCAUCGGGAAGCGCGAGUAGCUCGACUGCUCGCUCCGUGA